AUGGCUGGAUGUAAAGCUCACGCCUUCAUGAUUUUCCUUCUGGCACUCGUUUCCAUCACCCACUUGGCUGUAAUUUCGGUGGGGAAGUUCCUUACCAUCACUAGAUCUCUUUCCAGAGAUUCAUACUUCAGCAAGAGUACGGUCUUAUGGAUAGUCUUUGGCUCUUGGAUGUAUUCUUUAGUCUUCAGCGUGCCACCGUUAUUAGGUUGGUCAAGAUAUGGGUUGGAAGGAACCAAUGAAUCAUGCUCGAUCAUCUGGGAAUCGAAAGUUCCUAGUGACAAGGCGUAUUUUGGAAUAAUAUUCUUUACUUGCUACGUUUUACCUAUCACACUUAUUGCAUUUUGCUAUUACAAAAUUCAUAAAGUUUCUAGUCAUGUCGUCGAAACUUCUCUACAAAUAAAUAGGGUGGCCAUGACUAUGUCUGAAGCUCUGUUGAAAAAACAUCGUAAAUCGGCCAUGUACUUUUUAAUUAUCAUAGCAGUUUUCCUUUUCUCGUGGUCUCCUUAUGCCAUCGUGUCCUUCAUGACAAUUUUGGGGGGAAGCGUUGAUGCUGUUGCUACCAGUGCAUGUAGCGUUUUCGCAAAGACAUCAUUCCUAGUCAACCCAAUGCUGUAUGCCAUUGUGUCGCGGAAGUUUCGACGCCGAAUGAUUCAGGCGAUUCCCAUAAACAGACCAAAUCGAGUGGUUGUUCCUGCAGAUGCUUUUCACCUAACGUCUGUAGCACUAGCUCUCUAAGUGCUAUAUUCCUUGACCGAAACCCCGAUUGACUCCUGAUUUGUAAACAAACCGGCUCGAUUGGUAUCACCAGAUGAUCACCAUUCAAUUUACAAGCACUUAUUCUCUAAACAUUAUCUCUUAAGGUACCAUAAUACCUUGGACCAACCAGUGCUGUCGUGACUUCAUAUUUUAUUGUUGACUAAGCAUUCUUAUACAAGGAAAGCAUAAAACUUGCCUAACAUUUCCUAUAGUUUUGCGUGCACUCUGCUACUAUUACACGGUAUUGGGUGUAAUAGUUCGAUUUUUAAAAUUCUCUUUCUGAAAUGUUGAAAAUUAACACGAGAGAACUAGUUCCUGAUAGCGUUUUCUAUUUCAACGUUAGAAAUGUUCCACGAUCAUUGCUUUGCUUAGGUUAAUACAAUGAACGUAUUCCUUUCUCAAAUAUCUUAUUACCUCCUCAAUCCUGAGAAUUGUAAGAUUAAUUUUUGGUGUCCUCAGUAUUUUUUUUAAACGUAAGUAUUGUAAUGGAGGUGUUAUUACUAGUGUUUGGUGUUUUAUUCAGCAAUAAUAAUUGUCAAACAAAAUAGUGCAAUGAAGGCCACUAUUGAAAUGUAGGUGAGAAAGUGUACUGAGAACUGAAAAUAUUAUUCUGUAGAAAUUGUUCAAAUUGUAAUAUUGUAAUAACAGUUUGACUUGACGCCUGUGGACGUUGAAAGCAGAGCAUUUGUAAAACCUUUAAUGAGUAUCAUGGUAUAUUGUCCUUAUUUGUGAUGAGAAAAUUUGCCAUCAGUUUAUCGCUUGAAAAAUUCGCGUCAAAAGUUGUGAGGUUAUCAGAUCGAGGAAACAUUAUAUAGAAAUAAUUAUUGUCGGUAUUUGCUUUCGAUGGAUUUUUAUGAUAGAUAAACCUUUGUUUUGUGGGUAUUAAGUCUAGUUUUGAAACCUACCCAUCUUGGAGACUGAAUGGCUCACAUUUUUAUACCACUUCGUAUACUAAGAGUGUUUGAGAACGUUCCAGCGCCCGCCAACCGGGAAGACCAGAAGCUCAAUAAGUUAGUAAAGCCUUACAGGAUUUCUGAUGACGAGUGUGCAAACUAUGACCGUUAACCCUUGGGGCAAGUGGAAUAUAAAGCGUUUUAUUGACAUCAUGUCGUUCUCUUAAAGAGAUGAUGUCAAACAAGGAUAUUUAUCAUUGAUGUUAAAAAAGUAUUUUUAUCUUUGAUAUUAAACAAGGAUAUUUAUUCAAGUUGAAUAACAUCCUUGUUACUGUUCCGACGGCUCCCCUUCCUGUUUAGUCUUUAAAAACUCUUCUACCUGUGUGACAAAGUUUUCUCGUCAAAUGAACAUGACGGAUGUCCUUUGAAAUAUCCGAGAAAAAAUGCUGCCGCAUCCUUUAGUUGCCGAAUAUUUAAAACUAAAUGGCUUUUAAUGGCGUUCAAUAAUGGUUGCAAUAUUUCCCUGAAGGACGAGUAUGGAAUGUAUUAUUUGGUGUACCUUUCUGACAAGUUAAGAAUUAAGAGGGCAGAAUUUUCCAUGAUUGAGUUUAGCCGACCCUAUGCAAUGCUGUAAACUUAGUAAGCAACUGGUUAAAGAAAGAUGAGAGGUGUUUGAGUCGAAAAAGAAAAAGAAAAAAAGCUGGAACACCUGCUGACAGGCAAGGUCAUUUUCAUGUCAUCAAAUUCAGAAAUCCACAAGCAAGAAGGCAUUAAACCUUUCAUCUUUUUCGGGUAUAAAAGAUGCUAAAUUUGUCUGCUCGCAGCAUAAAAAGAGAGAGUUGAAUUGAGAAUAGAUUUAUGAAUCAUAACAGAGCAGUGGAUGUUUUCAGUUUUGAGAUGUGGCCUAAAACGGUUUUGUCAUUUAUUUCUAUAGUUUUGAUAUUUGUGUUUCCCCGAUAAUCUAUCAAAAAAACUCAUAGUUAUCAAAAAAAGUUCCGUAAUUUUUAAAUAUGUCUUCAUAUUUAAGGAUAACACAUCAAUAACAAAGCCUUUCUACAAAAUCGUCAACCUCAACUUCAUGUACUUGUAACCCAUAAAAGACUAAGGUGAGCUCUUUUUUUUUACUUUAAAAUGCAGUUAGCACAUUAGGUUUCGAGAGUUACUGAUCACAAGUUAGAGAAGCAUAUCGAUUUUUUGAUAUAUAUUUCAGUGUUGAGUGAAAUGUUGUAGAUUUUUGAAGAAACAUUGAUUUUCAUUUAUUUGGACUGAUUGCUUGUCUUCUUUAGAAGGGAAUUUUUUUUUUGUAUUUUAUGACCCUUAAGAUAUUGCCAGAUUUAGUUCAUGUUUUCUGACCACAACUUUGAUUAAUUGUUUCGAAUUUUCGAGUCCCUAUGUGGACUGAAGUUUUUUAGAUACACGAAUCAUUAACUCUAUCUUUCCAUAACAACAUUUUUAGCUUUCUUCCCGUUACUCAAGGCUUCGAGAUAUACCCGUAGCGUGCUCUGUAGCAAAACUAAAUACACGAUUGGUAGCAAGUGAGUUGGCAUAUUAUCUCGGUGAAAAUAUCAUGCAAUUUGUCGGACUGAGAAUGCACUCUCCACAAGUAAUAUGUUAUCAGGUUUUUACUUACUCUCUAAAAAGUAUUUUUGAAAAUACCUAUCGCAAAAGUACCUGAGAGGUCAAAUGCAAUUCGACCCCAAAAGCCCUUUCGUGUCGAUGAUCGUUCCCGCGUGUAAAUGCAGGGGAUUUUUAUCCGCUUCGGGCCGCUUUAAAAUGCGUGAGGAAGCUGUAUAGCUAAUUACGGCAAUCGAAACACGUUGGUCUACAUGAAAAUGUGCAUCAAAACAGAAUCCGUGUUGAAGUUAUGCAAUAUUAAAAAAUAAAAUGCAAAACAUGAAACUUUGGUACUCGGGCUGCUCGGCACAAACUUAAAUUAAUGGAUCUUUGACUAAGUAUUCACUGAAAUUCCCAACAGAGUAACGCUCUUCACUUCAAUUUUCGAUUUUAAAUGGUGCAUUAUUUUGGUAAUUAUUCUAAGACAAAUAAAUCUUUAUGCAAAAUGAAUCAGAUCAAUGAAUACCUUCUAUGUAAACUGGAGAUUCAUAAAAAAAAUGAAACCGAACAAAGCGAGGGAGUGAAAGGAAACGUAUGUAUUUAUGAAAUCACCUUAUUCUAAAUUUACAAUUUCGUGCGACUUGUUUUUUUAAUCCCCAGCCUAAGCUGAAUCACAAUGCCUACAUCCUAGAUGCGUCCCUUUUUUUGGACUUUGUGGCAUCGUCCGUUUAUAGAGAUUAAAAUGACCUUGAGACUAAAAAUCAAAACAAGAAUCGUCCCUUGUACUUAUUUCAAUGUACACAUUCAGAGCCUUUCCUGAGGAAAUAAAAAACAAAUAAAGAAAAAGGAUAGCGAAUUCUCGUUGAAAAGAGAAAAGCAAGUUUUUCCUCUCUCUUUUCCUCAUCUAUUUAUUUUUGUCAUAGGAAGACGAUGGAGGAAAAGAAAUUCGAAACUAAGAGAGUUUUAUCUCAUAGCAUUAGGUGAAUGGUUAGACAUGGUGUCUAACACGCCAUACUGUUCACACUGUCAGAACCCUACCAUUUCAGACGUAAAUAUUGUUGGAAUCAUGUAAGAAUAACGAGAUAAGUGUUCUAUUAAGUUGGUUGUAGGCUUGUGAGGGAUAUUCAUUUACAUUGCAGAUUUUCAUGAUGUUUUGACUAAUUGUAGUAUAUCAGUAUUAUAUUGCUCCAUUUUCCCCAGCAUCGCAGCUUAGCAGGCAAACAAACUUUAUGUCUAAAGUACCUCCCUUAAAAGAACAUUAAAGUCGUGAGACUAAUGGCCUUUUUCAGCAGGCACUCAAAAAUAAGAGCCGGAAUUAAGCCUCUGUCACAUGGCAGGAGAAAGUUUACGUUUUUCGCCAAAAAGAAAGCAGGAGCAGUACACAUUAAAGCCGCCUACGUAAGAAAGCUCAGUAACAUAGAGUGAAUUAGGAUUUAACAUGAACGCGAUUGGUAACUGGAGCACAAUCUUCUCUGUGGUCAAGCUGUUCGUAUGCUCCCUGAGAAUCUUCUUCAACGGCGUUAUAAUGCUGGGAGUUUGGAAGGAUCUACACCGUUUUUCAGCCCUCUUUUUUUUUCCCUUUAAAGAGUCGUACUUCAGCAAGACGAAGACUCUGUGGAUAAUCAUAGGAUUAUGGGCUUAUUCUCUGGUGUUUAGCGUUGCACCUCUAUUUGGAUGGUCUCGAUAAGGAAAAGAUGGAACCAAUGAAACCUGCUCAAUCAUAUGGGACUCAACUUAUCCCAUUGAUAUAACGUAUUUUACGGCUAUAUUCAUUGCUUGCUAA
Messenger RNA from Pocillopora meandrina, 4986 nucleotides. NCBI's taxonomy places the organism in Eukaryota, Metazoa, Cnidaria, Anthozoa, Scleractinia, Pocilloporidae. The record is from the annotation of a GenBank genome assembly.